AUGGAUGCAGCAGGUUCUCCAGUCCUCUGGUUGCGAAGGCCUUUCGCAUUCAUCAAUUCUCGGAUGUACGUCCAGCGACUCAAGAACUUCUCGGAGUAUACUGCCGACGGCAGACCCGUGCUCGAUACGUUCGCGGAGGACCCACGCCGCAUCCUCACCCUCGCUGACGAGCCUCAGCCGGAACCAGAGCCUGAUGAGAAUACCUUUACCCAGUUGGCCCAUAUAGAUGGUGGCUUCUGGGCUUGGGAUUUUGGCCUUCAAGAUGCGACUGGGAUCCCCUUUGCUCGCGUGGAUCGCAAGUUCCGUGGGUUUGGUCGCGAACUCUUCACUGAUACAGGCCACUUCUCUGGAACUCGAUACCUCCAGGACGGUGGUAUUGAUGAGACUGAGCCGUAUUCUCUCCGCAACCUGAACAUGGAAGAACGAGCAUUGGUGCUGGCAACUGCUGUAAACAUCGACUUUGACUACUUCUCGCGACAUUCUUCCGAAGGUGGGGGAUUCGCCCCUUUCCUCCUGUUGGCGGCUUUGUUCGAGUGA
Molecule: messenger RNA, 537 nt
Organism: Epithele typhae
Lineage: Eukaryota; Fungi; Basidiomycota; Agaricomycetes; Polyporales; Epitheliaceae
Product: Scramblase
Exons: 8
Coding region: 1-537 (178 amino acids)
Biological process (GO): plasma membrane phospholipid scrambling
Cellular component (GO): plasma membrane
Molecular function (GO): phospholipid scramblase activity
Source: RefSeq, a predicted model, not a curated record